Messenger RNA from Cannabis sativa, 1317 nucleotides. Its product is annotated as superoxide dismutase [Fe] 3, chloroplastic. Gene Ontology annotation, cellular component: chloroplast nucleoid. The transcript is spliced from 9 exons. The record is from RefSeq and is a predicted model, not a curated record. The coding region runs from base 272 to 1060 and encodes 262 amino acids. Lineage: Eukaryota; Viridiplantae; Streptophyta; Magnoliopsida; Rosales; Cannabaceae. Gene Ontology annotation, biological process: superoxide metabolic process. Gene Ontology annotation, molecular function: metal ion binding; superoxide dismutase activity.
AGUUUGAAACUAAAAGAUUAAAAAUAAAAAAGGUCACCAUUUUAUCUUCUUCGUUGCGGUAGCUCAGUAAAGCGGGAAGCAGGAAGCUCGAAAGUUUCUUCAGCUAAAUAAUCAGUAUCCACCAUUAGCAGCAAUUACAAGCUUCACCGAGCGAAGCGAACAAGAUACACCCUUUUUGCAAACUCGACUAUCCCUCACUUUAGUCCAAUCCAAGCUUUUUCCGCAUUCGGUGAAGAUAUGUUUAACUAGUUGCUGGAGUAGAAAAGCGAAAAUGACAUUUUGUUGUUAUUAUUCUUCUCCUGCAAGUUCACAUCUCUUAGUCACCAACUUUUCUCAGCAAUCUAAGAGUCUAAAGCUUCCUGCUCAGAAAAGAUGGCUUAAUGAAUCUAGUAGAGCUUCCAAAGUUUAUGCUUAUCAUGGCUUAAAGACACCGCCAUAUAAACUUGAUGCUUUAGAACCCUAUAUGAGCCAAAAGACGCUAGAGGUGCACUGGGGUGCACAUCAUCGUAAUUACGUGGAUGGUUUGAACAAACAGCUGGAGAAGAAUGACAUGUUGUAUGGUUGCACCUUGGAUGAACUUGUCAAACUAACGUAUAAUAAUGGAAACCCUUUGCCUGAAUUUAACAAUGCUGCCCAGGUCUGGAAUCAUGACUUUUUUUGGGAAUCCAUGCAACCUGGAGGAGGGGACAUGCCUGUACUGGGCUUGCUUGAGCAAAUAGAAAAGGAUUUUGGUUCCUUCACAAAUUUUAGAGAUAAGUUCACAGAAGCAGCACUUUCACUUUUUGGCUCUGGAUGGGUUUGGCUUGUCUUGAAGAGGAAUGAGAAGCGACUUCAAAUUGCCAAAUCAUCGAAUGCAGUUACCCCACUUGUGUUGGAUGAUAUACCCAUAAUCAGUUUGGAUAUGUGGGAGCAUGCAUACUAUCUGGAUUACAAGAAUGAUCGAGGGAAGUAUGUUGAUGUGUUUAUGAACCACCUCGUCUCAUGGAACAUGGCAAUGGCUCGCAUGGCCCGCGCUAUGGCUUUUGUGAAUUUAGGCCAGCCUCAAGUCCCUAUUGCGUAAAGUGAAACAUUUUCGUAGUAGCUCAUAGCCCUUGCGAAUAAAUGUUGGUGAAAUAUGCAUAGCUUGUCUUCAAUUGCCUUUAGUGUAGCAAAAUGAGAGUUUACAGUGCAAUAUCAAGUUUGUCUGCGCGAACUUAGUGAAAGUAAAAACCUGAAAAAUAAGACACCAUUUUAUUUUGUUAGCAGUAUCUGUAGAUCUAAUAGAAAAUAAAACAACAGUUGUAAAUGCUGUGUUUAUGAAUUUAUUUUUUACUCCUA